Messenger RNA from Moneuplotes crassus, 526 nucleotides. The record is from the annotation of a GenBank genome assembly. NCBI's taxonomy places the organism in Eukaryota, Ciliophora, Spirotrichea, Euplotida, Euplotidae.
AUGACUAAGGAUAAUAGAAUGGAUACCCUCACAACCCCGGCAUCUCUCCCGUCACUCCCUUCACCCCCUCACAAGCCCACCUCUUGCAAACAACUCACCAUCCUCCCUCUGGAAAACUCCAAAACCAAACCCCAUUCCCCUCUAAAACCCCUUAAAACCUCUCAAAAAGAGGCUCUUUCCCAAAUUUAGGCUAGAAACCAAAAGUGUUCCUGCAAGCAACCUCUUAAUGAAGAGGAAAAAGAUGAAACUCGCCAUGCUAAAGGUCAACACUGAGAAGAACGAAGCUUUGAAUCCCUUCCAAGCCAUCAAUGAUAUGAAGAAUCUGAGCUGUGAAAUGAGCCCAAGGUCAGCUAAAACUGAAAGCUCCCAGGCAACUGAAGGAAAUCUAAGCUAUCUCUUCGUUAAGCCUAAGAGCUCUCUGAUGAGUAGUAAGGAGGGACUUCUAAACGAGUUCCUGACACAACAAGGAGUUUUUCAGAUCAACCUGCCCAUUGCUCUGAAUGAUUAUAAAUUUGAAUGUCAGUAA